AUGCUUUUGGAUCAGAAUGCUUUUGCUAAAUUGAUUCAUUGGUUUAAAAUAUGCGUGUCAAGGAAGAUUUCACGAAAGUUUCAUUCGGCCAAAAGGAGAAAGGCAUUAGUGAUGACGCUGAGUAAAAUAAAAUACGUAAUAAUUUUAUACACCAUUUAUUCUGUACAAUCACAAAGGCCACCUUUUGCCGGAAACAGUAAAUCCUAUCCGGGCGUUCUUCCACAAUAUUUGGAAGAACAGAAAGCAAUUAAUAAUAUUAAUAGAACAAUUGCAAGUCGACUUGAUACGAGCAGUAGCGAUUCAAUAGCAUUAGGAGCAGCUCCUGUUAUUACAACUUCGACAUCAACGAUUCCACCAGAUUUGCCAGUGGAUGCUUUGGGAAAUGUUGACUUAGUAAAUCGGAUUAAAACUUGGCCAAGAGAAAAACAACCGUUCUGGUAUAUCAAUUGGAGACAGAUUCAAGAACAUCGUGGUGAUUCAAAAAAUAGAGCUCAAUUAGUUCAAACGGAACCGAAUCAGAGAUCAUUUUUUGCGGGAUAAAAAAAAGUUUGAAAUUUUGUUAUUCUAUAUUUAAUUCAAAUCGACAAACGCUACCAUUAACUUGUUUUGCUAGUCAAAUUGAAAACUUUUUUGCGUAGAUUUAAUCGAUCACUGAUAUAGUUACUUUAUCUAUAUAAAAUUUAAUAUCGAAUGAUACGAUGAUUACGAUCAUUAAAAUAAAAAUACGAAAACUUCAAA
This is a messenger RNA of Apis florea (little honeybee), 738 nucleotides long. RefSeq lists its product as uncharacterized. NCBI's taxonomy places the organism in Eukaryota, Metazoa, Arthropoda, Insecta, Hymenoptera, Apidae. The record is from RefSeq and is a predicted model, not a curated record.